This is a messenger RNA of Numida meleagris (helmeted guineafowl), 3642 nucleotides long. It is a transcript of the gene ATXN10, whose product is annotated as ataxin 10. The record is from RefSeq and is a predicted model, not a curated record. Gene Ontology annotation, biological process: neuron projection development. The transcript is spliced from 11 exons. Gene Ontology annotation, cellular component: cytosol. Lineage: Eukaryota; Metazoa; Chordata; Aves; Galliformes; Numididae. Bases 1780 to 3123 code for a protein of 447 amino acids.
UCAAAAUUGAGUUAUCAAUGGUUUUAGUGCAUUGCCCUCACCUUGAACAUAAAAUCAGGGGAGAGUAUGUGAAUAGCUGUACUUGGGAAAUGUGCAUGUCUGUGUGACAGCUGUGCGUGCUGGUCUUGGGAAUCUGGUGAAUGGACAUGCUGGGCAUAGUACAGCAUCUUUGUUGUCAAUUUGCACAAUUGUUUCUGUGCUUUGGAUUUUGUACUGUUCUUUUCCUAAGCCUAAGUAGUGGCAUAGCACUUAUUGUGUUGGGGUAUUUGUCUGAUGAAGUAGGCAGAGUGGACUGACGGAAACAAUUAGCUCUAGUGCAGGUGUGUUCUGUCCCACAGUGAGAGAUCAUGGUGUGCUCCUCUUGCAAUUGAGGAGCCCCCAAGGUAAGGAGUGAGCUGCUGGGAGCUGCCAGUAGCCCCCAGCCCUCAAGGGUGUGGCUGAGGAGGUGUGGACAGGGUGAGGAGCAGCAGUGUGGUCCCCACAGGUACAAAGGCAGUCCCAGUGAGUGUGAAUGACCAGAGCAGGGAGGGCAAGGUGGGAUAGGAUGCAUUGUUUUGGGAGCAGCAGGAAUCAGCCUUCUCCUGAAACAAAAACAGUAACCACCCACCACAGUGGCCAGGUUGAGGCAGGAACCUGGAGUGGGGGCCCACAACCUUCCAGAUCUGAUGUGUGCACUCAGACCGCCUGAGGAGUGAAAGAGCAUGUGUGCCUGGCUCAAUUAACUUUUUGAACAAGUGGCCAGGUUGCAUGAAGAAGUCACCAGGUUGCACAGUAUCCAGGAACUGGAGAGACAGAUGGACAUGUGGUGCUCUACAGUGACAGGCAGACCAACAGCCAUGCCCUAAGUCCAUGCAAGGGGAAGAAGCAAGCAAGUCUUGAGGAGACAGACCACAAUAACAGAAAAGAAGAAGGAGCCUGGGCCCUUGUCUCUGCUUGGAGCAGAAGGAGGUGUUUCCCCCUUGCCCUCAAAGUGCCCUAAAGCAACAGAUAUGGGGCACUAGGCCUGGAAAGAGGAGAGGGUGUGGGUAGCAGUCAGGACUCAGGAAGGGACAGCUGCAUAAAUUUGGUCCAGCUAAAGAUGCAUGUUAGAACCAGUGCUACCAAAAAAAGGCAAAGAAUGUUAACAGCUGGGGACUCUGCACUGAGAGGCAUUGAGGCGUCUGUUUGCCAUCCACACAAACUCUCUAGAGUGGUUUGCUGCCUGCUGGGGGCCAUCAUUCAUGAUACCCAGAAGAUGCUACUGGGCAUGGUGAAGGUGAAGGACUACUGCCCAUUUUUGCUCUUUCAAUUUGGUCAUAUAAGGCUGCAAUAAAAAGACUACAAAAUACUAAGGAGAGUCUUUAUGUCCUUCAGAAAGAUGUUGAAGGGACUGGGAGUGGAGGGAGCAUUCUCUGUCCUCCCAGUUGGAGACUGGGAGCUGAGAAGAGGGAAUUGGACAGAUCAGGUGAAUGAUUGAUUGUGGGGCUGGUGCCAUGCUCACAGCUUUGGCUUCCAUGAUCUCAGAUGUACUUUUGGGAGACCAUGUGUGUUGACAUCAGGUGGGAUGCAACUGACCACAUCGGGCAUGAAUAUUCAGGGCAGCAAGCUGGCUGGGCUGAUUAACAGAGCUCUAACCUAGAUUUGUUGGGGGAAAGGGGGUGUUCUUCUGAGUGACAUAGAAGUGUCAGGGAACACUGUCACUUUAAGACGCAGCAGGGAAAAAACUCAGAAUCCUCUCAAGGAGUAAGGAAGGGCGCCUUGAAGAAGGACAGUCCAGCUGAAGUGCCUCUACACCAAUGCAUGCAGCGUGAGAAAGAAAUGGCAGAAGAAAGUCUAUUUCGGGAUCUCCUGGAAAUCCUGAUAGGAACCUCAAAUGAAAUUGAACAGGCCUGUAAGGAUUCCUCUGAACUGCUGGAUAUAGACACCUGUCUGGUGCUCAUAGCAGAAUGUUUCAGAUGUCUGAGGAAUGCCUGUGUUCAGUGUGCCAAGAAUCAACAUGUCAUGAGGAACUUGGGUCUCAUCGCUGCAUCUGUCCAUUUGAUCAAAUUGCUUGAUGGAAUGCAGGUCAAAGAAGAACCAUUACUGAUUGCUUUUCGUUGUAGCCUCCAGUUUCUUGGAAACAUUGCAGCAGGAAAUGGAGAUUCCCAGAACAGCAUUUGGAAGUGUGCUUUCCCAGAUCUCUUCUUGACUUGCCUAACCUACAGUGAUGAGAAAAUUGUUGCCUAUUGUUGUAUGGUCUUGUUUACCUGCCUUAAUUCAGAGAAAGUGAAAGAACUGCUGGAUCCUGGAAACUUGUCUGUGGCUCUUCAUGUCAUAAAAGUCUACAAAGAGCGGUUGGAGUCUGAGUGGUCGUUCUUGAUUGUUACAGACUAUUUGCUGCAGUGUCCAGAGUUGGUAAAAACCCUCUAUGCCAAACUGAGCAAUCAAGAAAGGGUUACUUUUUUAGAGCUGAUAAUGGCUAAAGUGAGUGAGAAGAACUCAGUUAGCAGUGAAGAAAUGAAUGUGUUCAUGAGACACGCUGACUUCCUUGCAAGCUGUUUCCAAGAGAAAUGUGAAGCUGUGCUCAAGGUAACUUCUGUAGCAGAUGCAGAAGAUGAGGAAGCCCUGGUUACUAUUCGGCUUCUUGACAUUCUUUGUGAAAUGACAUCAAACAAUGGACAGCUAGAGUAUCUGCAGUCUUUGCCUGAUUUGCUUGAAAAAGCCAUAGAUACCCUGAGACUAACUCAUCUUGCUGGAAAACAGACUGUAAAUAUUUUCACAACCACACAUGCUAUGACAUGGCAGGAAGAAAUUUCACAUCCAGCUGUGGGUUUUAAAGCUCAUCUCAUUCGUUUGAUUGGAAACUUGUGUUACAAAAAUAAGGAAAACCAAGAUAAGGUUUAUGAGUUGGAUGGCAUCCCACUGAUUCUAGACAACUGCAGCAUUGAUGACAACAAUCCUUUUCUGAACCAGUGGGCAGUAUACGCUAUCCGAAAUCUCACUGAACAAAAUGAGAGAAACCAAGAGCUUAUUGCACAGAUGGAGGAGAAAGGGCUGGCAGAUAAUUCUGCCCUUGAGAGUAUGGGUUUACAGAUAGAGAAACAAGACAAAAAGUUAAUUCUGAGAUCUGCCAGAAAAAAAAACCUUCAUGAACGAAAAAAUUAAGAAAAGUUGAAUCAUUCUCUUUUAAAAUGUUUUCCCUGCUGAGACCAUCAAGACUUCUUCAGUUUUAGUUCCAGUUGGCUGAAUGUGUUUUGUUCAUUCUUGGAAAAACUGCCAUACAAUUGUUCUCCCUUCCUGUUGUAAACAAAGAGAUAUGUCUGCUUUUUCUAUAUACCUAGAUAAAUGAAUUUAUGGAAAAAAAGCCCUUUUUCAGGUGGUUGAAAUGUCAUUACUUUCCUGUUUCACUAGUUUAAAGAUGACCUAUUGAGUUAGAAUUUCCUUUGCUAAGCCUGAGGGUAACUAUUACUAAGAACACAACUAAAGCAACUGCUUUGCAGUUUGCCCUGUAUAUUUACAAGAUCUGUGCUGAACCAGGGCAAAACAAUGAAAGUUGUUUGUUUUCUCUCAUGGUGCUUAAAUAACUGUACUUACAUAAAUAACAGUGGAACAUUGGAUGUACGUAAAUAUUUAGUGAAUUAAACAAAACAUGCCUUCAGCAUAUUAAAUUGUUAGUAAAUUGUG